AUGCUCCGCCCCUAUCUCCUAAGCCCCGCCCAUGUUUUGGGACAUUCGACCGAGGAGGCACACGCGGAAAAGUCGUGUAGGCGAGCGAUGCUGCGUCGGAUUACUGAUGUGUUCGCGGUUUUUGCCAUUUUUUCGGCUUUCGAACAAGGUGAGUAUUUGAUGGUCUAGAAAUUUAGAGGAUUGUAUCGAAAAAACCGCUCUGUCCCACUAUCAUAGUGCGAUAGAGCGCAAUGGAACUGAAAUGGCCUAAAAUACGGUUAAUUUUUAGGCCAGAUGAGCAUAGUUCCUAAAAUUUUAACUUUUGCAGUCGAUUUUACUUUCUCCACGAAGAAAUUAGUUUUAAAUUGAACAAAAAUAGAUUUAUGGCCUAAAAAUCUAAAAAUUGAGAGAAUUUUUAGGCCAGAUAACAUUGCUCCCAAAAAUUUUGCAUUUACGCUCUAUCGCACAACGCCUUGCCGAUUCGUUUAUUUAAAUUUCGGCCGUGAUCCGUCGGAACAGACGCGGUGGCACUUGAAAUAGGCUAAUAGCACCUUGAUCCCAAUUCGUCCUAAUCCCAUUUCGGACCCGCACCACCAGCUGGCCGCUCGUCCAAAGAGUAGGCCAAAACUUUAAAAUAUAAACUACCAGUUGCUGCAGUGUGUGUCUCAAUUAUGCAAAGCGGAUCGGUCAAGCGGAGCGUGUAAAAGGGCAGGUGGUGCUGGGCGCAUCGAAAGAAAAAGUAGGAGAAGAAGUAGAAGAAGAAGCUCUUACCCCCCUCCUCUAAACUUUUUGUGUAUUUCGACUCAAUCGAGCGGAAAAACGAGACGAGCGGCAAAACGUAAUUUGUUGUUUUUAUCUCUCUCUCUCUCUCUCUCUCUCUCCUUCGCUCUUCCACUUUACCUGAAGCGCUUUCACUUAAAAGUGAAAGAGCCGGUGAUAAAAUGCACUAAAUCAUUUUUGAAAUGGUCCAAGCAGUCAGGGAUAGGAUAUUGUGAGGUGUUAAGGCAGCACAGAAAUAUGACAAGUUUCGAGCAGACACCCCUCUUUUCUAAAAGACCGCCCCACGGUCCGGGGGCUGGUGUCAUUUUUACAUGAGGGAUUAAUCGGAAAGCAAAAGUCGCGGUGCCCGUUAUGGAAUUUGAUCCAUUUGGCAACUUCCGGUGCCCAUCCGCUCUCGAUUGUCAUAAGAACCUCAAAAGUGCGUUGCGUUUGGUGCGCGAGUCGGUCCCUCGGCGGCUCAUGUCUUCGUGUUCUUGAGAAGUGCUCCCCCCUCCCUUCUUCUCCUUCUUUCUGUCACCAUUUCCGUCCGUUCCCCUCUUGCGGUCCCGCUCGCUCGGCCGGAUAUGAACAAAGUCGUUCCCGUCCCCCGGGGGACCACGCGCGGGCGCCUGAACGCGUUAAUCUUCGUCGCUUUCGACGAGUUUUUCUGUGCUUUCUGGGCAUUCAAAUGUUUAGGUAUUCACAGGGAGCGGGAGAGAGAGAGAGAGAGAGAGAAAGAGUUUGCUUCUUUUCCGACGAAUACAUAAACAAGUUUAGAAGAAGAAGAAGAAGAAGAAGAGAGAGAAGAAGAGGCAUUCAAUAAGGAAAUGGGAUUUGUUUGAAUGGCCCUGUGGGAUGGGUGAAGACGCGUUUACCGAGGGACUAGGUACGCACCGUAGUCCCUGGAAGUUCAUCUGUCGGAAUUCUAGGCCAUCGGUUAAGAGUCUUCGGAAGUUUUUGAAUUCCGCGCCUAAGCCUGACGGAUCCUAGGCCACCGCCCAGGAACCUAGGCCAUGCGGUUUUCGGUCUAGAUGCACUUGAGUCGGAUCCUAGGCCACAGGGUUCUUGGCCUUCUUACCUACAAGCUUUUAACAUUCUAAGCCCCUCCAGACAUACUCCUGGCUGGCCUAGUUUUAGUCGGAUCCUAGGCCAUCAAUUUGUAUCCUAUCAAAUCCUAAAGUACACCCUAGAAAUCAAAGUUCUCCACGUCCACGCCCGCUUUGUUGAAAAAGUGGUCCGCACUCGAGAAUGAACAAUAUUUCGAGAGUUUCCCGUCAUCGGAAAGCGAACUCUAACCCCUCCCCCCCCCCUUUCCUAUCUUUUAUGAUCUUUUCAUCAAAAAGUGGCAAAUGGAAGCGAUGCGAAUCUCUCUUCCCAACUCACGGGCACCGACUACUAAAAGUAAAGUGAAAGGGGGGGGGGGGACGAAAAUAUGCGAAUGAAUAGUAAUAGUAAUAAUAAUGUAAAUUUGGUUUCAGGCCUCUGCGCUUCCGAAGAGGUGAUGGCGUGCCUGCGACAGGAGCGCUCCCGCGUCGAAAAUCCGUCGCAGACUAUUGUGAACGUGGUGGCCGAGAAUCCGGCCUAUCUGCACUGCAGUGUGCCGCCCGAUGCUGAACAUGAGGUGAUUGGCGAUGGGGCGCACUUGCAAUGGCAUCUGAAACUGUUUUGAAACGUGUAUUUGAUCUGUAGCAGAGUUGAGCGGAAGAACUCAACGGAAGAACACGGAAGAAUUUUUAUCUUUUUUAGAAAAAUGUUUCAUGAAAUGUGAUCAACUGACGAAAUGUAUAGCAAAGUGAACUCUGUUCAUAGAAAAAUAAUUGUAAAUUUAGCUAUUUAUACAAAAAAGUUAUUCGAGGUGUUCCGUGAAAAUGUCCUUCCGCCUUCCGUUAGCCCUUUUUUCGCGGAACAACUCGAAUAACUUUUUUGUAUGAAAAGCUAAAUUUACAAUUAUUUUUCUAUGAGCAGAGUUCGCUUUGCUAUACAUUUCGUCAGUUGAUCACAUUCCAUGAAAAAAUUUUAUAAAAAAGAUAAAAAUUCUUCCGUGUUCUUCCGUUGAGUUCUUCCGCUCAACUCUGAUCUGUAGAAGGUUCUGGAACAUAUUUUAGGGCCUAAAAAUGGUUCGACCCAUGUCUCGCUGGCCCAAAAUUUGUUCUAGAACAUGUUUUGGGUCACAAAGAUAUCCGCAUACAUAGUUUUGUCCUAAAACAGUUCUAAAACAGUUUUGCGACCCGAAAAUCUGAUGAAUACUCAAGCUUGCCCUCAACUUCCUUCCUUCUCUCUCUCAGUUUCUGUGCAAAAAGAAGCCGUGGUGAAACAGGAGGAAAUGGCCAAUUACGGCUUCCUGCGAGUCAAGUGGGACCGCCCGUUUUCUUUUGAAUCGACUUCCGCGCGAGAAAGAGAGCGAUUGCGUCAUGAAUGGCUAAUUGGAGAAGAUGAUGAAGGCAAUGAGAAGCGGCAAAUAAGAAAUGGGGCGCUUAUUAUGAUUAGGCGGGGUGCUAACGUGUUUUUGACCUACAACCGUUAUGUAACAUGUUUAAUGACAUGUCUUGCCACCUAAAACCGUUCCACAACAUGUCUCUGUCCUCGAAAACCCGCCCGUGGCCUAACAAUCCCCGCACUGAUGGCCUAGAAACACAAUUAACUGUGUGUGUAUGCGCGCGAAAAGUCAACGACCGUAAUCGAAUCGUAUUCAUUGUACCUAGCUGCCCAGAAGAUCCGAUCGGCUCUCUCAUUAUACACCCAAACAUUAGCAUUUCCCGGGCGGACAAUAGUUGCGAUGUGUAUACAGUACGGACGGAAAAGGUGCCAAUUGGGAUCGGGUUUUGAGGGGUUGGGGGGAAUGGAACCCUAAAAGCAAGGAAAAACAGUUUUGAAGCAUGUUUUUAACACAGAAAUUGAUCGGAAAAUAGUUUUAAAGCCUACGAAUGUUCGGAAACGUGUUAUUGUCCUACAAAUCAGUUCUGCCACGGCGACCAAAAGUAUAGAAAGGGGCGUGGCUCAAUCUGAGACGCGCUUUCUGAAAAUUGCCGCAAUUCCAGCACUUUUCCGAUAUUUUUGUGUGUGUUGAUAUCGACGAAAGAAGAGACAUUAAAGAGAGAAAACAUCGGAAUUUUCGUGAAAACGCCGCGUUUGAGACGUUUUUGGCAUAUUUCGCAAUUUCGGAAUUUUCAUACCGGCCGAUGUGGAUAGUUUUGAGACGAAGUGAGUGUCGGAAGUGAUUAAGCACGUUAAUACAAGUAUUUUAAGCGUUCAAACGGCAAAAAGUAUCGGCGAAUGACUGAAAUUCGCGCAUUUUCAGCACAAAACUUGAAAAUCGCAUCAAUUGAUUCAUUUCUGAAUGAAACCUGCUCGUUUUCGGCUCAAAAAGUGCGCGCGACGAUUAGUUUAACAAAGUUAUGCAAUUACAUUGUCGAAAUCGUACAAAAUUUGGGUAAUUUUUGACGAAAAACAUGAAAAAUGGGGUUAAAUUUCGAAUUUCGCGCCAAAAUGUGGAUAAACCGUGCACGCUAGGCCACGCCCCUUUCUACGUUUUUGGUCGCCGUGUUCUGGAACAAAUUUUAAACUUAAAACUGCUACCAAACAUGUUUUCGUUUGCAAAACUGUUCCGAAAAAUGUUUUUGCCCUAGAAAUUGGUUUUCCAACAUUUUUUUCACACAAAUUCUGUUCUCAAACAAGUUCUCGACCCAAAACUUGUUCUGAAACAUAGUUUUUCUCUAGAAAACUGUUUUCCAAACCAACAAUACCGGUAAUUCAGAUCGCGUGGACGCGCGUCUCGGACGGAGCCCUCUUGACAGCCGGCAACCGCACCUUCACAAGAGAUCCGCGAUGGCAGGUGUCGAAAAAGUCGUCCAAUGUUUGGGUUCUCAAUUUGAGGUAACUAAACGGCACAAAAACAUACGAAAAAUAGUUAUUGCGGGACCUGAUUGAGCCAAUUUUGAGGCUGGAACAACAUGUUUUUUUCUUCUUUUUGCAGACGAGCCGAGCACGCCGAUUCGGGAUGUUAUCUGUGUGAGAUCAACGACAAGCACAGUACCGUUUAUGCGGUUUACCUCAAAGUUCUCGACCCGCCACUACCGUCGCCGGCCUCGUUGCAAAGUAGGAAAAGCGACUUUUUCUUCGAAAAAUUUGUUUAGAUUUAGAUUUUCUUGCAGAAAAAUCGACAAGACUGAUGGCGAACAUGUCCGGCGACGAGGUGGUCCUCAAUUGCACCGUCACUUCUGCCGACGACGAGGACGACGAUAUCGAUGUGGUGUGGACGAGGGACGGCACGACGAUCAACUUUAAUAACACGGAAAGUGAGUCGGUUUCUCAAUUCUCUCUUCUUUUUCUCGCUGUACGCCUUCAAAUUGCGGUACUUUUCGAUUUUCAGCGAAAAUUGAGCAUGAAAAUCGAAAACUACCGCAAUUUAAAGGCGCAUAACGAAAAGCGAGUAGCUACCGUAAUUUAAAGUUGCACAAUGAACUUUUCGCUCCAGAACCCAAAAUAUUUUCCCAUUCUCUCAUAGUGCUCAUGAAGAAUUCGGAAAAUUGCUAGUGCUCCUCUCGGAUCGCAUCCCAAUUAUAUUCAGAAUUGCAAAUGACUAGUUGUGUAAGUCGAUCAACUUGAACAAACAAUUCGGAGCGCCGCCGGCCGCCGAGUUUAGUCAAUUUCCUCUCAAUUACCGCCAGGGACCACCACCACCACUACCACCAAAUCUUUAGAGGAAGAGGAAGACUACAAUAUAAUUGAGGAGGGGGGGAAUACGAUUAUGGUGCCUUGCGGUUGUUGGCGGGGAAAAGGCAGGUGCAGUGGAGCGAGGAUGACUGAAAAGGGAUGUUUCAUGUUUUAUUCAUGCAUCAUAUCCGACUCAUCAUCAUCAUCAACUCGCGCGGGACCGCCGAACUCGAAUCCAAAUUCGAAUUUACACAGGGGCCCUUCAGAGGUGUUAGCAGUACAAGUGUGUGCGUAUGUGUAAUAGGCACUCGAAAAGGGGGAUGUUUGACGCGCCAACUGAAAUUCGAGGAGACAACCGCCCGACCGCGUGAGGGGAUCGACACAUUCGGAGCAUCGUUUAGCGGCAAACCCCGUUUUCUGACUGUAAAUUACUGGAAAAAUCGAUAGUUGCAAAACGCGCGUUGGGUACAGUUUUAAAGGCGCAGACCGAAAUUUGAAAUAAAACUUUGUUGCGCAGCACGGCGACCAAAAGUGUAGAAAGGGGCGUGGCCUAAUCUGAGACGCGUUUUUUGAAAAUUGCCGCAAUUCCGGCACUUUUCCGAUAUUUUUGUGUUUGAUAUCGACGAAAGAAGAGACAUUAAACAGAGAAAACAUUGAAAUUUUCGUGAAAACGCCGCGUUUGAGACGUUUUUGGCAUAUUUCGCAAUUUCGGAAUUUUCAUACCGGCCGAUGUGGAUAGUUUUGAGACGAAGUGAGUGUCGGAAGUGAUUAAGCACGUUAAUACAAGUAUUUUAAGCGUUCAAACGGCAAAAAGUGUCGGCGAAUGACUGAAAUUCGCGCAUUUUCAGCACAACACUUGAAAAUCGAUUCAAUUGAUUCAUUUCUGAAUGAAACCUGCUCGUUUUCGGCUCAAAAAGUGCGCGCGAUGAUUAGUUUAACAAAGUUAUGCAAUUAAAUCGUCGAAAUCGUACAAAAUUUGGGUAAUUUUUGACGAAAAACAUGAAAUAAAUGGGGUUAAAUUUCGAAUUUCGCGCCAAAAUGGUGACAAAACCGUGCACGCUAGGCCACGCCCCUUUCUACGUUUUUGGUCGCCGUGGCGCGCAGAGGAAAAUGUUGCAAAAAUGUCUAGGGACAAAGGCACAGCCCAUCUGAAUUUGUGAAAUUUGCAGAAUACAUACUGAAAGUGAAGCGCGACGCCGGCGUCGUCAUCGAAACGAUGCGAAUCCGAAAAGCGACGAUGGAGGACGACGGGAACUACGCGUGCGAGCACAUGCAGCAAAAAGCCUCGCAGAUUGUGCACAUCAACAGUAAGGCGCCCUCUUCAAAAUCUUUAUUUCUACAAUACUAG
This is a messenger RNA of Caenorhabditis sp. 36 PRJEB53466, 6739 nucleotides long. The record is from the annotation of a GenBank genome assembly. Lineage: Eukaryota; Metazoa; Nematoda; Chromadorea; Rhabditida; Rhabditidae.